AUGCUAGCGCACCACCUGCCUUGCCCCGGUGGCGCCCUGUGGCGAACCGCUGCCGACCGGCGCCUCGUGUCUAUCAGUGGCGGCAAGGUGGUGGCUGCCUGGAUCUACGACGACCCGCGCCUCGCAAACACCAGCCACGCCCGCCACCAGGGUGGUGCGUUCCUAGUGGUGCCCAGCCUGGCUGAGCUGGAGGGCGCCCUGCCCGCGGUCGCCCACGCCAUGUCGGCGCUCGGCACAGACUGCGCCGGCGGCACGCUGCACGUCGCCGUGUGCGGGUCAGAUGCGGUGAAGCUGUCGCCUGGCGCUGAGCAGCUGCUGGCCGGCGGCGCCCUGGGCGCGGCCGAGCCCGGCGCAAAGGUCUUCAGCUCCGCAGAGCUCAUAUCCCACGACGCCCCCGCCGCGGCCGCCGCCCACGGCAACGGCAACGGCGCCGCGGCGCUCGCGCGGGGCGCGGGGAUGGGGCCCCAGGAGAAGGCGCGGCGCGUGGCGGCGGCGGUGGCGGACGCCAAGGCAACGCUGCGACGCCUGCAGGUUGCCACCGUGAGCGUGCUGGCCCCCGGCAUGAGCACGAUGCCGCUGCGCAGCGGCUUUGUGUGGGACGAGGCCGCAGACUGCUUCAAGUACGACCCCUUCCUCCGCCAGGUGGAGGGCCCCGUGGCGCGCCUGCUUGAGCUGGACAAGCUCUCCAGCCAGCAGGUCGCCUACACCCCCAGCCGCAACAGGCAGUGGCACAUGUACGCCUGCAGCGACAGGGAGCCCAGGGGGCCCGAGCUCAAGCGGCUCUUCCUGCGCGGACAGGUGCGGCAGCUGGGCCACCCUGCGCUGCUGGCGGCGCAGUACAGCGGCAACACGCCGGCCGUCGCCGCCGCAGCGGUCAAGGAGCUCGAGGAGGCCCUGCCACCGAGCCGGGGCGCGCGUGUUCCCCUGGCCGCGCGCGCCCCGGCCCUGCGCCCGCCCCCCACGCCGAGGCGCGGAUCCCCUUUCAGCCCCUGA
Messenger RNA from Monoraphidium neglectum, 993 nucleotides. RefSeq lists its product as hypothetical. The record is from RefSeq and is a predicted model, not a curated record. The transcript has 8 exons. Gene Ontology annotation, biological process: fatty acid biosynthetic process. The coding region runs from base 1 to 993 and encodes 330 amino acids. Gene Ontology annotation, molecular function: acetyl-CoA carboxylase activity; ATP binding. Lineage: Eukaryota; Viridiplantae; Chlorophyta; Chlorophyceae; Sphaeropleales; Selenastraceae.